GAAAUAUAAUAUUUCUCUUUGGGUUGACAGCUUGUAGUUUGUAUGCGGGCGUGUUUCUGUUUUAAUUAAUUUUAUUUAAGAUAAGUAGUUUCAAAAUAAAUAAAAAUGAUAAAGUGGACUGGAAAUCACAGUGAAUCGGGUAUUCUUAGGAAAAGUGAACCGAAAGAGAAGAAAGAAGAGUUAUUCGUGUUCGGCUACUCGUGCAAAUUGUUCAGGGACGACGAUAAAGCUCUGCACGUAGAUCAAGGCAAACACCUCAUUCCGUGGAUGGGGGAUGAAACGUUGAAAAUCGACAGGUAUGACGCUAGGGGCGCAUUGCACGAUCUCACCGCCUUGGAGGCACCGUCUGGUGGUUACGACUGGCGUGUGGAACUCACCAGGAAUGAGCUUGAAGUGGAACAGCUGUGCGAUGAGGAGCGGUACAGGGCUUUACACACCGAUGAGGAUGAAGAAGAGAUGUAUAAAGAGGAAGAAUUGAAACGCCUCCACGCGGGCUACGGUCAAGUGGGGUUCAACUACGACGCGCCAGCCGAACCCGAACCGUCGUCGCAGCCCGCCGAGGUCGACGAGCCGUUUUUGCCCACUGCAUCAUUCAAAGCAUUAUUACCAACCGAUAUAUUAUAUCCUGAAACUCAAAAACAAAAUGCAAUAAUAGAGAAAACCGCGAAGUUCAUCGCAAGCCAGGGUGCUCAGAUGGAGAUACUAAUCAAAGCAAAGCAGGGUGACAACCCGCAGUUCCAGUUUUUGAAUAAGGAUUCUGAACUCAACCCAUACUACAGUGCUCUGAUUGCUUUGGUCAAGUCUGGCAAGUGGCCCGAGAAGAAGCCUGAAAUUGUUGAAGAGAAGCCUCCAGAAGCAGAGGAGUACUUACAUCCAAGCUUAGCAUCUACUGUUAUUGAAUCUGCGCCAUCCAUCCCGUCGAUCCAGUACAAGCCGUCGGCGGACUGCGACUACACGCUGCUGGUGUGCCGCAUGCAGGGCACGGUGCCCGGCGAGUACAGCGAGCGCGCGCCCGGCGAGGUGGCGCCGCCCGGCACCGAGCCGCUGCCGCCGCGCGCCGACAUAUCGCGCCCGCCCGUCAUGUACAACACCGCCGAACGAGCUGCACAACCAGCGCAAGCGACCCCCUAUCAGCAGUACGCGGCGUAUUACCACCAAUACUUGGCUCAACAGCAGGAACAAUUGCAAGCGCAGAAACAAGUGAAGAAAGAACAGCCUACAUUGACGAAGUCUACAGGACUCAGUCUCAUGAAGAAUUAUAAUACGGACUCGGAGAGUGACAUGUCUGGUGAAGAUUACGAUGACGAUUCAUCAUCCGAUGGCAAAGAAAAGGUUCCGGUUAUAACACCACCCGAGGACAUUCAAGUGGUGAUAGAAAAGAUGGCGGCGUACGUCACACGCAACGGCGACGAGUUCGCAGACAUUGUGCGGGCCAAAAACGAUCCCAGAUUCACGUUCCUUGAUCCAGAAAAUAUAUACUAUCCAUAUUAUAAAAAACUGAUGCAGGAGAUGAGGCCAAGGAAGUCUUCUGCACCAGUGUCAUUCUCAAUAAAGAAGCAGAAAGACCCAGAUCCAAUACUGCCUAAACCGGCGCUACCAUAUGAAUCAAGUUCUGACGAGGAUCCAGAGAAACAAGCGGAAAAACAUGCAGAGAAGGAAGCAGAAAAACCAGAAGAAGUAAAAGAACAACCGAAACCACCACAACAAUUCUAUCCAAUUAACAAUAUACCACCCAUUGUAGUUUAUAAAAUGGAAGGUCAAUUAACCCAAGAUCUUCCUACAAUAAGGGCCAUAGAACCCAUGAAGCCACUCAUGCCAAAACUACUACCAAUGCCAGAGGUUAAAGUACAACCAAAACAUGAAGUGACAUCACCAACUAUAGUUCUAAGUAAACCUGUGGAGAUAAUAAAAGAAAAAACUCCAGUUAAAGAGGAAAGAAAAGUUGAAAGAAUAAAAGAAAAUAGCCCAACACAAAGAAGGGAAAGAAGGAAACAUUCAGAUCGAAAAAGGGAGUACAGAAGUAAAUCUGAAAGCAGAGAGAGAAGAUCGGAAAGGAGAGAGGAGAGGAGUCCAGAUAGAGAAUACAGGAGAGCAAAAACGCCGAAAAAGAAAGGAAAAGGAAGAAAUAUAAAGAAGAACUGGUGGUGAAU
Messenger RNA from Manduca sexta (tobacco hornworm), 2150 nucleotides. It is a transcript of the gene su(w[a]), whose product is annotated as protein suppressor of white apricot-like. Lineage: Eukaryota; Metazoa; Arthropoda; Insecta; Lepidoptera; Sphingidae. Gene Ontology annotation, biological process: RNA processing; mRNA 5'-splice site recognition. The transcript is spliced from 9 exons. Bases 106 to 2148 code for a protein of 680 amino acids. Gene Ontology annotation, molecular function: RNA binding. The record is from RefSeq and is a predicted model, not a curated record.